GGAGGGAAAAGUAACUCGUUGUGCGUUAUUGUACCCAUGUGUGCAGUGUCUAGUGUAAACGUCCUCUCGGUCAGGGUGGAAGGGUGGGGGUCAAACUGCUGGGUUUGAUCCGUUUAGGAAGUUUAUGCUGAUGAUUUAAAACCCAGGAGUCGCUGGUGUGAGUAGCUAGCUGGGGCACUCUGGGGAAGGUGCAUGAGGGAGUUUAUUGGAGAGGAAAUUGCUACUUCAGAGAAUCGGGUCAAUUUCGCCCGGGACAACAAAAAUGCCGGCGAUCAAUAUAGAGGAUCUGAGCGAAAAGGAUAAACUGAAAAUGGAAGUUGAGCAGCUCCGGAAAGAAGUGAAGUUGGAAAGACAACCGGUGUCCAAAUGUUCUGAAGAUAUAAAGAACUACAUUGAAGAAAGAUCUGGAGAGGAUCCUUUGGUCAAGGGUAUUCCUGAAGACCGGAAUCCCUUUAAAGAGAAAGGAGGCUGUGUCAUUGCAUGAAAGAAAAGUCUGCAAUUGGAACAUACGUUAUUGUACCUUUAGUGGAUAACUAUUUGUCCUCAGUUCCAUGGGUCCUUGUUGAACGAGUACUGUCAAUGGAUUAAAAACAACAACCUUGAAUGAGAAUCUUGUUUAUCUCUUUAUCAUUUUAUAUGAUCUAAUUAUAUCUCACUACUUGAUAAUACUUUGUCUUCUAAAUAUUGUUCCCCAGAGGGGACCGAUACUUGCUUAAUGUACUAAUGGGCAUUUGCGUGUAGUGUCUGUUUAGCAUGUGGUUUCUUGAUUCUUGCAUUUACUAGCUCGUUUUAAUAAAAACUCUUGCUUGUA
This is a messenger RNA of Chrysemys picta bellii (western painted turtle), 811 nucleotides long. Its product is annotated as guanine nucleotide-binding protein G(I)/G(S)/G(O) subunit gamma-11. The record is from RefSeq and is a predicted model, not a curated record. Gene Ontology annotation, cellular component: heterotrimeric G-protein complex. Gene Ontology annotation, molecular function: G-protein beta-subunit binding. Gene Ontology annotation, biological process: G protein-coupled receptor signaling pathway. NCBI's taxonomy places the organism in Eukaryota, Metazoa, Chordata, Testudines, Emydidae.